UACGAAAUCUUGUAAGGAAGCAUUAUUAUUUCGUCUCCCUCAACCCUCAUCAGUGAUAAACUGAUAACCCAGAAGAAGAGAAGAACAAGAAACCCUUGCUCAGAUUUGACUUCUCUCCACCAAAUCCAAUCAAUCUCAUCCAUCAUUUCCCCUUUUCUCUCUCCAUCGAGAUUCUUUGAGAACCACGAUCAGUAAAAUGGAGCUAAAGGCUGUGAAAGAUGCAGCUGACCAUGUUACAAAGAAGCAAAAGCUGUGUUCCUCCAAAUGCCAGGAAGCAAUAGAACAGAUAGGCCAGGAAAUUGAGCAGGCUUUACUUAAACUACAAUCAACUGAUGCCAGUACCUCAUACCCAGAUCAUAAAGCCAUACUUGCUGAUCUCAAGACCAAGUUAAAGGAUAUGGCUAAUGUCAGCCAACUAGAAUCUAGCCAAAAAGAGCUGAACGGACCAUUAAGCAAGUACCCAAAGCAGCUCGAAAAAUCUUUCAACCCCGAUAUAUCUAAAGCAUACAGGAACGUUGAUUUUGAUAUCCACACGAUUAACGAGAUCAUAGCCAGUCAUCUAUACAGGGAAGGCCUAUUUGAAGUGGGAGACUGCUUUGCCAAUGAAGCUGGAGAGGAAGAAGCAACUGCCUUGAAAUCUCCUUUCAUUGAGAUGUACCAUAUCCAUCAAGCCAUGAAGUCCCGUGAUUUAGAACCAGCCCUUAAAUGGGCGUCUGCUAACUGCGAGAAACUCAAGCAAAGUGGAUCAGAUCUUGAGCUUAAACUUCAUAGGCUACAAUACGUGGAAAUUCUGCAGAAUCAGGGUAGAGAUGAGGCCCUUAAAUAUGCAAGAACAUUUCUGUCUCCUUUUGCUUCCUCUCAUAUGGCUGAAAUACAGAAGCUGAUGGCAUGUCUUUUAUGGGCUGGUAAACUUGAUGCCUCCCCUUACUCUGAUCUUCUGGCUCCUAUAAACUGGGAAAAGUUGGGUGAUGAGUUCACUAGGCAGUUCUGUAAUCUUUUGGGGCAAUCUUUCGAGAGUCCAUUGGGUGUGAGUGUAGCAGCUGGAGUUGAAGGGCUUCCUACCCUUCUUAAGCUGAUGAAUGUUAUGAUGGGUAAGAAACAGGAAUGGCAAUCCAUGAAGCAGCUCCCUGUUCCUAUUGAAUUGGAUAAAGAAUUUCAAUUCCACACAAUAUUUGUGUGUCCGGUAAGUCGGGAUCAAGCAACCGAGGAGAACCCACCAAUGCUGAUGUCAUGUGGGCAUGUUCUCUGCAAGCAAUCAAUCACGAAACUCUCAAAGAGCAGUACCAAGACCUUCAAAUGCCCUUACUGCCCAACUGAAAUUGAGGCAACGCAUUGUAGACGGUUGUUUUUCUGAUGUUGAUGAACAAGUAUGGCUGUACUGUUUCCAUUUUCACAUGAACAUAUGAAGAAGUUUCUUUUGUGUUUUGUUAUUGUGCAGGUUUUCUUUUUUUUGGGGGUGGUAGUUUCUCUAUGAAACUCUCUUCAUGGAUCUUUUAAUGUUUCUGUUAAUGGUGUGUUCUCACCAGUUGUAUAUAUAUACAUUCUUUCUAUUACUCAAUGGCGCUCUAGUUUUUCUGCC
Spinacia oleracea (spinach) is the source of this 1579-nucleotide messenger RNA. RefSeq names its product protein RMD5 homolog. The coding region runs from base 197 to 1354 and encodes 385 amino acids. The record is from RefSeq and is a predicted model, not a curated record. Lineage: Eukaryota; Viridiplantae; Streptophyta; Magnoliopsida; Caryophyllales; Amaranthaceae. Gene Ontology annotation, molecular function: protein binding; ubiquitin protein ligase activity. Gene Ontology annotation, biological process: proteasome-mediated ubiquitin-dependent protein catabolic process. Gene Ontology annotation, cellular component: GID complex; nucleus; cytoplasm. The transcript has 2 exons.